UGCAUUCACAUACUCAGUGGUGAUUCUCCUGGUUGCCAUGGUGGAGAGAGCGAAAGUGAACCCCAUCACCUUUUUCGAUACUCCACCCAUGCUGUUUGUCUUCAUCUCGCUGGGCAGGUGGCUGGAGCAGAUAGCAAAGAGUAAGACCUCGGAGGCUCUGUCCAAGCUGAUGUCUUUACAGGCGACAGAGGCCACCGUUGUUACACUGAAUGAUGACAUGUCUGUGUUAAGCGAGGAGCAGGUGGAUGUGGAGCUGGUUCAGAGAGGAGAUGUUGUGAAGGUUGUGCCCGGAGGGAAGUUUCCAGUGGAUGGCAGAGUGAUUGAAGGACACUCGAUGGCAGACGAGUCUCUCAUUACAGGUUCAAGAGGGCACUUUUCUCUUUACUAAUAUGAGAGCAAUCAAACG
This is a messenger RNA of Sinocyclocheilus rhinocerous, 406 nucleotides long. Its product is annotated as copper-transporting ATPase 1-like. Bases 38 to 388 code for a protein of 116 amino acids. The transcript has 3 exons. Lineage: Eukaryota; Metazoa; Chordata; Actinopteri; Cypriniformes; Cyprinidae. The record is from RefSeq and is a predicted model, not a curated record.